AUGUCGAAUGAUGGAACUAAAAAGAAAGGUAAAGCACCUGGAGAUAAGAAAUCCUCUAAGCGGAAAGGGAAGAGAAGGGAAACCUACGCGGUAUAUAUUUAUAAAGUUCUGAAACAGGUCCACCCUGACACUGGCAUCUCGAGCAGAGCCAUGAGCAUCAUGAACUCAUUUGUGAAUGAUGUGUUUGAGCGAAUUGCUACCGAGGCCUCCAGACUGACUCAAUACAACAAGCGCUCGACCAUUACCAGCCGUGAGGUGCAGACCGCUGUUCGUCUGCUGCUACCGGGUGAACUUGCCAAGCACGCAGUGUCCGAGGGCACCAAGGCCGUUACCAAGUACACCAGCUCAAAGUGA
Molecule: messenger RNA, 354 nt
Organism: Trichomycterus rosablanca
Lineage: Eukaryota; Metazoa; Chordata; Actinopteri; Siluriformes; Trichomycteridae
Gene: h2bk1
Exons: 2
Coding region: 1-354 (117 amino acids)
Cellular component (GO): nucleosome
Molecular function (GO): DNA binding; structural constituent of chromatin; protein heterodimerization activity
Source: RefSeq, a predicted model, not a curated record